AUGAACUCCACACAGGUUUCAUAUUUUGCACUGGUUGCCUACUUUGACGCCAAGCUUUUCAAAUACGUGUUUUUCAUCAUUGUUCUGAUUUUAUACAUUGCCGUUAUUUGUGCGAACGUGUGUGUGAUCGUGGUCAUCUGCGUGAACAGAAGCUUACAUGAACCUAUGUACCUUUUCCUGGUCAGCCUGUGUGUGAAUGAGCUGUAUGGUAGUUCAGGGUUGUUUCCCUUCCUGCUGCUUCAGAUCCUCUCUGACCUUCACACCGUUUCUGCUGCAGCUUGUUUCCUGCAGAUCUUCUGUAUUUACUCGUACGGAAGUAUCGAGCUUUUAAACUUGGCCGUCAUGUCUUACGACCGAUAUCUGGCUGUUUGUUUCCCUCUGCAGUAUAACGCGCGCAUGACCAACAACAAAGUUAUCAUCCUCGUUGCUCUGAUAUGGUUUCUCAUAUUUCUUGUCAAUUUUUUGACGUUAUCUUUGAUUGUCCCUCUGCAGCUUUGUGGAAACGUCAUUAACAAAGUCUACUGUGACAACCACUCGGUCGUCAAACUGGCGUGCUCCGACACUUCGGUCUAUAACGUCUACGGACUCUCUGUCACGUCUUUAUCAGUGUUUUGUCCUGUUAUUUUAAUCUUUUCCUCGUACAUAAAGAUCCUCAGAGUCUGUUUUUCGGGCUCCAGACAGACGAGGCAGAAAGCCGUGAGCACCUGCACGCCUCACCUCGCCUCGCUGCUCAACUUCUCCUUCGCAGCUUUCUUUGAGAUUUUACAGAGCAGGUUUGACAUGAGCGCUGUGCCCAACGUGCUGCGCAUUUUUCUAUCGUUAUACUUUCUCACAUGCCCACCGCUCUUUAACCCUUUGAUGUACGGCCUGAAACUUCCUAAAAUCCGCGUCGUAUGUAAACAUUUGAUAUCAAACUUCUUUGAAAUAAAAUUGAGUUUGAUGUAA
This is a messenger RNA of Plectropomus leopardus (leopard coralgrouper), 945 nucleotides long. Its product is annotated as olfactory receptor 10A6-like. Gene Ontology annotation, molecular function: G protein-coupled receptor activity; odorant binding; olfactory receptor activity. NCBI's taxonomy places the organism in Eukaryota, Metazoa, Chordata, Actinopteri, Perciformes, Serranidae. Gene Ontology annotation, biological process: detection of chemical stimulus involved in sensory perception of smell; G protein-coupled receptor signaling pathway. Gene Ontology annotation, cellular component: membrane. The record is from RefSeq and is a predicted model, not a curated record.